GGCCAUCAUUCGUCUCGUUCACUUGUCAGACGAUUCAUACUCUCUCCUCGUGAGAAAAUGGUGAGCUAUUUUUGUGCAACUGCGCUCGGAUUUGUUCUAUUAGUUGUGUCUUUUCGGAUUUCAUCCAUCGUGGCUCACAAUAUCCUUGUCCUGUCGCCCAUCACGACGAACAGUCACAGCAAUUUCAUCAAACCAGUGGCCAAAGCGUUGGCCGAUCGCGGUCACACCGUCACUUACUGGAACGGAUUGCCACCAGACAAGGAAACGUUAACAAACCCAAAGGCCAAUCUGAAUCUCCUCUACUCACCUGGCUUGCGUCCGUUAAACGACAACCAUCAGGUCGGAUACGACGAUCGGCCCUUCCAACUCUUGCUGGCCAUCCCCGAUCGGAUGGCAACUUACUGCACGGCCAUCUACAGGGAUCCCGUCUUCCACCAACUGAUGAGCUCGACUGAGCAAUUCGAUUUGCUCAUCAUCGAGGCCCUUUUCAACGAAUGUGUCUUACCUUUAGUGCGCAAAUUUGACGUUCCAUUCGUCUACAUGGUCAGUAUGACACCGUCGCCGUGGCUGCUGGACGCUGUCGGUUCGUCCCUGGCGCUGGACCAUUUACCGCAUGCCGGGUCCAAUUAUGCCGACGAGAUGGACUUUUGGCAGAGGACCUACAACACCAUUUCCGGAAUGAUGAUCACUUAUUUUCACCGCUUUUUCGUGAUCCCAGUCGUCGACCGACUCGCAUCCGAGAUUCUAAAAUUAAACAAUCAACCAUCCGUUUUCGAGAUCCAAAGCGAGUACAUGAGCCUUAUCAUUUCUAAUACUCAUUUCAGCAUUAAUUAUCAAUUUCCAGCAUCACCGGCCCUCAUCCAAGCAGGCGGAUUACACUGCCUUCCCUCUAAACAGCUGCCGAAUGAUUUGGAAUCGUUUGUCGACGGUUCCGGUGACGCUGGAUUCAUCAUCGUCAGUUUCGGUUCAGUUCUGAGAGGGUCCGAUAUUUCGGAUCAUGUGCGCCAAUUAUUUCUAUCGACAUUUAGUAGAUUACCUCAAAGGAUUAUCUGGAAAUGGGAAGAGAAACUCGAUGAAACUGAUUUCAUUCCAUCCAACGUCAAAUUGCUUCCGUGGAUGCCUCAACAGGACUUACUGGGCCAUCCGAAAAUCCGUUUGCUCAUCACCCACGGUGGACUCAACAGCAAACAAGAGGCCGUCUACCACGGUGUUCCGUUCAUCGCUUUGCCCGUCUUUGCCGACCAGCCCAUCAACGCCCAAAAGGCCCACGACGACGGGUACGCCAUUCGACUCGAUUGGGACAAUUUGACGGAAGAAAUUCUUUUCGACGCGAUCCAGCGGAUCCUGUCGAACUCGAGUUACGUUGAAAGGAUGAAUCAAGUAUCGGCUCUGAUGCGUGACCAAACGGACCGUCCCCUAGACCGGGCCGUCUACUGGAUCGAGUACGUCAUCCGUCAUCAAGGAGCGCCUCAUCUCCGAUCGGCUUCGCGCAAACUUUCCCUUUUCCAGCGCUGUCUCAUCGAUGUUUUGCUUUUCACUUUGUUCCUUCUGCUUUCCCUGUUGAUUUCAGUUUUCCUCCUCUGCCGUUUAGUCCGCCAAAAAGUUCACCACGAAACAAAUCUGCAAACCUCCACGAAAAAAACCGAUUGACCUCGUUGUCGUAAUAAGCUAAUAAUUAACCAAUACCAAUUAAAAGUAACGUCCGUUACGUAGAAUUCCUCUCAUGAAACAAGUCAUAUAUAAUACGAUUUUCCGCCAUCGAAAA
This is a messenger RNA of Daphnia pulex (common water flea), 1765 nucleotides long. Its product is annotated as UDP-glycosyltransferase UGT5-like. Bases 58 to 1650 code for a protein of 530 amino acids. NCBI's taxonomy places the organism in Eukaryota, Metazoa, Arthropoda, Branchiopoda, Diplostraca, Daphniidae. Gene Ontology annotation, molecular function: UDP-glycosyltransferase activity. The record is from RefSeq and is a predicted model, not a curated record. The transcript is spliced from 2 exons.